Molecule: messenger RNA, 1779 nt
Organism: Rotaria socialis
Lineage: Eukaryota; Metazoa; Rotifera; Eurotatoria; Philodinida; Philodinidae
Source: the annotation of a GenBank genome assembly
AUGGCGCAGCGGGUUGCGCCCGAUUGUGGGAGUGCUGCACCUCAGUACGAAAAAUUAGGAACACAUAAUUUUAUAAACCAUCAACCAUCAUCAAUUUCGACUGUCUAUGCUGACGCUAAUGGUGUAUUAUUUGGGGGUGAUGCUCAGGCGGGUUUGCAGUAUAAUGGAAUAGCAAAUCAUCCUGAUCCUUGGAAAAUUAUACAGAAAAUGAGUGAUGAUAAUAGAGCCCUAAUUGAACAAAUCGCUCGGCUUACGACUCAAAUUACACAUUUACAAUCCAUCGUUUACCAAAAACAGUCUAAUAAUUCGACAGUGACAACACAAGACACUUUAAACAGCCAAUUAAAUCCAGUUACGACGAUGUCAGUAAUCGCACAUAAUUCAUCGAAACGUGUGUUGUCUCCAAUGUCUGAUGAACAACGUGAAUCCACUGAAAUGGAUAACGAUCCUGGCACUCGUAUUGUUUCCAAUGCACAAAGGAAGAGAAGAGCUGUUGGUGUCUCACCAUCCAACAAAAUGCAAGAUAAUGGACUAUUUAUCUCGAAUCAAGCUCGGCAUAGUAAGAACAUACAGCAGCAAAGCAUGAAUUACGCUAACAUCCAACUCCAAAACAAUUUUAGUGUGAAUAACAAUACGAAGGAACAACAAGAACUUCAUAUUUCUGAAGAAGCAAAACGAUUUGCUCAGACUAGAUAUCCUUUUUCUCCAUUUGUUGUAGUGACGGAGCAGGAUAUUCGUGAUAAUUUAGUUGUUGAAGAUUUAUGCAAAUUUGCGAAGGAUAAACAUCAGUUUAAUAUAGAUAUUGCAGGUUAUCGUCGAACAUCAACUAAUAGUGCACAUGGAGAAUAUAAAAUUUUAUUAUUUGUUAAAAACUUAGAGACAUUUGUCCUUUUACUUGAUGAAAAAGUUUGGCCGCAAGAAUUAUGUGGACUUAAAUAUAAAUAUACUUGUCCUUCGAUCCCACCUCAACUAUCAGUAAUUAUACCGGACGUACCACUGAAUAUUAACUUCCAAGAAUUCUCAGAUGAAAUUCGUACGGUCAAUAAGAACAUCGUUUCAGUAAUACGUUUACGUAAUAGCGCACAACAGGAUAUUAAAGCAGUUAAAUUAGAAUUUAACUCCGUGAUAUCACGCAAAGAAAUGUUGGAUAAAAAACGUGUUUUAAUUAUGGGACUGUCGUUGGAUAUUGUGGAAUAUUUGGCCCAAGCUCAUGUUUUGAUCUGCUCACAAUGCAUGAAUAUUGGACAUUUCCGUAAGAACUGCACUCAAAAAGAUACUCAAACAUGUACUGUCUGUGGUGAGAAAACUUCAGAUAUUCGGUUACAUAAAGCCAACUGUUCGGGCAUUAUGAAAUGUAUACAUUGCAAUGGACCACAUAAAUCAAAUGAUACUAAAUGUCCUAUUAUAAAAGAGUAUAGGGCAGCACUCACCAGGUCUUUAUUAACGCAUCAACAACCAACAUCAAGUACCACCAACACAUACCAUUUCAACUCGGAAAACUUUCCUAAUAUACGGAUGGGAUGGAAUACAGCAUCUCAAACAAAGGCAGUGGACCUCGAAUACAAAUGGCGUACUGUGGUUGAUGAAAUGUUAGUCUUCAAGUCAGAAAUAAAAACAGUGGUGCUGGAGUUAUGUGAUCUUAUACUAAACGACGUUCUACCGGAAGAUAGUGAUAGAAACUUAGAUUACACGAAAAAGGGCGAGGAGAAACACACUUUGUUAAGAAAUUGGCUGAAGAAAUGGAAGUCAUCGACACAAUUACAACAUGAAUCUAUCUAA